Molecule: messenger RNA, 183 nt
Organism: Fusarium poae
Lineage: Eukaryota; Fungi; Ascomycota; Sordariomycetes; Hypocreales; Nectriaceae
Exons: 2
Coding region: 1-183 (60 amino acids)
Source: RefSeq, a predicted model, not a curated record
AUGUUGGAGGGGCGGCUACAGGGUAGGCAGGUUUGGCCCGGUCGUUUCGAGGGCUACGAGCCAGCUGGGACGGCAGCUCGAGCCGCCACGGGGUGCCCAGCGUCCGGCGAGUUCAUCUGGCCAGUCGCAGAGGCUGUCUGGGAGACGGUUCAGGAGAUAUUCACUCGUGAGUCGAUUUUUUAA